AUGGGCUCGACUGCCGCCGUCACGUCUUCCAACUAUGGCGUGAACCCGGGACCUGGGAAAGCGAAACUGCACGGGCGAGCCUUCUACGAAAGCCUUGGGAGCCCGAAACACGUUCUCGCGCCUAUGGUGGCUCAAUCCGAGUUUGCGUGGCGAAUGUUGACACGAUCGUUUAUUGCGCCGUCCGACCAAUCCAACCUUCUGGCUUACUCGCCCAUGCUUCAUGCGCGCCUCUACGCUGAGAAGGAGCCAUACCGCCAGAACACAUUUCAACCUACCCGAUCGCCCUGUCCUUCCUCCUCUUCUCCAUCUUCUGCCACAGCGAACGGUACACCACCCCCCUGGCUUGACGGGAAUCCUUCCAUCGACCGCCCUCUGUUCGUCCAGUUUUGCGCAAACGAUCCGGAUAUCUUGCUGGAGGCCGCCAAGCGUGUGGCGCCCUACUGCGACGCCGUCGACCUCAACCUCGGCUGUCCCCAGGGCAUCGCCCGCAAGGGCCACUACGGCGCCUUCCUGCAGGAGGACCAAGAGCUGAUCUACCGCCUCAUCAACACGCUACACCGCAACCUCGACAUCCCCGUGACAGCCAAGAUCCGCAUCCUCGAAACGCGCGAGGCCACCCUCGCCUACGCCAAGAAGGUGCUCAACGCCGGCGCCAGCAUCCUCACCGUCCACGGCCGCCGCCGCGAGCAAAAGGGCCACCUCACCGGCCUCGCCGACUGGAGCACCAUCCGCUGGCUGCGCGGCCAGCUGCCGCCCGAAACCGUCCUGUUCGCCAACGGCAACAUCCUGCAGCACGCCGACCUCGCCCGCUGCCUCGAGGCCACCGGCGCCGACGCCGUCAUGAGCGCCGAAGGAAACCUCAGCGACCCGGGCCUGUUCGCCGCCCCGCCGCCCCCCGGUCAGGAGGGCCGCGAGUACUGGCGCGGCCGUGACGGCCGCGGCGGGUGGCGCGUCGACGCCGUAUUUCGCCGCUACCUCGAUAUCCUCCACCGUUUCGUCGCCGAGCAGGACCCCCCGGCGCGUCGCCCGCUCUUCGUCCCCGGGGACGAUACCGCUUGGAUGGACGAGAUGGACGCCGCGGCCGCCGAGGCGGAGGAGCCGGCGCGCAAAAAGCAGAAACGCAGUGGCGCUGACGGGAAGAACAACAACAACAACAACAAGAAGAAGAAGAAGAAGAGAGACAAUGGGCCGCUGGGCCCCAAUCUCAUGGGGAUGCAGCCGCACAUGUUCCACCUCCUGCGGCACUUGGUGACGAGGCACACCGACAUUCGGGACAUGCUGGCGCGGACUAGCAAUGGGGACCUCGAAGCCUACGAGACGAUCCUCACCGCCGUGGAACGUAAGGUGGCGGACGGGCUGCUCGAGUAUGAGCGUACCGGGGGUCGUAUGUUCGACGACGGGGAAGACGAAGGCGGGAGGACACCGAAAACAAACGGGACGUCUACGUGUACUACCACUUCACCCGACGGAGAAACCGCGACGAAAGACGCCGUUUCGUCCGCUGCGGGGGGUGGCCAGGACCCACCACCACCGAACGGUUCCCAACAAAACGGCCUCGAGGGUGGUACAGCUGCCGGAGAAGGGAAAAGCAAUGGUAAAGGCCAAGGCGAGGACGAGGGCGAAGAAAGCUCCGCGGCGGCGGUCCGAAGGUGUCGACGGCCUUGGUGGGUCGCCCAGCCCAUCGUGCGCCCUCUUCCCAGGGAGGCCAUGGCCAAGGGCGCGAUACAGCUGAGCAAGAAGGAUAAAGAGAAGUUGCUUGCGGAAGAAGAGGAGAAGAAGAAGGCCUCGAAGAAUGGGACGCUCAAACCAUCUGACGAGGGCUCGGCGGCUGUGAGCGUGAUUGACGUUGAGGCGAGAGUCCUUGAGACGGAUGACAAGCUCCUGGCAGGGUAG
This is a messenger RNA of Sodiomyces alkalinus F11, 1893 nucleotides long. Its product is annotated as Dus-domain-containing protein. Gene Ontology annotation, molecular function: flavin adenine dinucleotide binding; tRNA dihydrouridine synthase activity. The coding region runs from base 1 to 1893 and encodes 630 amino acids. The record is from RefSeq and is a predicted model, not a curated record. NCBI's taxonomy places the organism in Eukaryota, Fungi, Ascomycota, Sordariomycetes, Glomerellales, Plectosphaerellaceae. Gene Ontology annotation, biological process: tRNA processing. The transcript has 2 exons.